AUGACGGCUGAAAAACACUGCUCGAAUGGUUCGGGCACGAUCAAACCGGACCGGAAGAUUGUCAAGCUGUAUUUGGCCGCCAUCGGAGCCAACAUCAUCUCGCUGUCGCUGGGCACCGCGAUCGGUUGGUUGUCCCCGUUUCUGCCGCUACUCAUCUCACCCGACUCCCCGCUCGACCACGGUCCGGUGACGGACGUACAAGCGACCUGGAUCGCGUCCUUGCUCUGUAUCGGAGCGUUCUGUGGUACCUUCCUGUUUGGCUGGAGUGCGGAAAAGUUUGGCCGCAAGGCGUCACUGCUGGCGACGGCUCUUCCGUUGGUUGGAUUUUGGGGUUGUGUCGCGUUUGGAACCACCGUCGAGGUGCUGUAUGUGGCCCGGUUGCUGGCAGGACUUGGAGCGGCUGGUGUUUUCCUGCUGGUGCCUAUGUACGUCACCGAAAUCGCUGAAGACAGAAUCCGCGGUACACUUGGGUCAUUCUUCAUACUGUUUCUCAACAUCGGCACGUUGUUGUCGUUCGUGAUGGGAAGCUACCUUUCCUACCACCUGACGGCGUACAUCCUGUUUGCUCUUCCCAUCGUGUUCUUGGUGCUUUUUCUGCAAUUCCCCGAAACGCCACAGUAUCUCAUCCGCCGGAACCGUGUCCGGGACGCAGAAAGCUCGCUAAAGUACCUGCGUGGGUACACUUCCACGCCCGAUCAUCUCGAGAUGUUGCGAUCGGAAAUGGACGGUCUACUGGUGCAGGUAUCCGGCGAUAAGGACAGCUCGGAACAGAGCAGCAUUUCAUUGGCCGACUUCGCUCCACAAUCCGCUCGGAAAGCCCUCCUAAUCGGGCUGGUGUUGGUAUCGCUCAAUCAGCUCUCGGGAUGUUUCGCCCUAAUCAAUUACACCGCACAGAUCUUUGCCGACGCCGGUUCCGAUCUCGAUCCCAACAUGGCCGCCAUUGUGGUAGGCGCUAUACAGAUUAUCGGCUCGUACGGAUCGACAAUCAUCGUUGAUCGUUGCCAGCGCAAGCACGUGUACAUUGCAACGUGCUUCUUCGCUGCGAUCGGCCUGUUUGUGAUGGGGACGCAUGGUUAUUUGAAGAGCCAACACGUGGACGUUAGUGCCAUUAAUUGGAUCCCGGUCGCUAGCCUGUCGUUUGUCAUUUUCAUCGCAUCCGUCGGGCUGCUGCCGCUGACGUUCGUCAUUUUGUCUGAAAUUCUUCCACCAAAGGUGCGUAGUCUUGGCGGCUCUUUGUGCACGGCGUUCCUGUGGAUGAUCAGCUUCCUGGUUGUGAAGUACUUCCCCGCGAUGGUCGAACUGAUUGGUGUGCAUGGCUGUAUGUGGGUGUUCAGCGCCGUGUGCCUAACUGCCGGUCUCUUCAACGCCAUCGUUAUACCAGAGACGCGAGGCCGAAGCAUCGAGCAGAUCAUACACGCAAUGGAGAACAACAUUAAGAACUAAGGGCAGUUGGCAGUGGGAGGAAAAUGCCAACCGUUUUUGUACAUAGUCAUCAAGCAACUUAAAUGUCAUUAUUUAUAGAAGUAGCGUAUAUUGUACAUAUUUAACGUGUUAACCGUUUGCCAGAUGGAUUCUCAUCACACAAUCGAAACAAAGCAGAAAGGGCGCCAAACGAUCGAUUAUCCGUCCCGGGGAGUCA
Anopheles nili is the source of this 1639-nucleotide messenger RNA. Its product is annotated as facilitated trehalose transporter Tret1-like. Bases 1 to 1443 code for a protein of 480 amino acids. Gene Ontology annotation, biological process: transmembrane transport; carbohydrate transport. NCBI's taxonomy places the organism in Eukaryota, Metazoa, Arthropoda, Insecta, Diptera, Culicidae. Gene Ontology annotation, molecular function: sugar transmembrane transporter activity. The record is from RefSeq and is a predicted model, not a curated record. Gene Ontology annotation, cellular component: membrane. The transcript has 6 exons.